GGGAGUCUGGAGGAGCAGGAGCAGGCAGCACAGACUUCAGCGGCUCCCGCGUUCGUCCGACACUUAGCUAGAGCUGCUCCCCAGGCAGUGGAGGUGAUGAUGGCGGCGGCUGUAGAGAGAGGAGGCGUCCGGGCCGCUUUCCUGAACCCGAGCAGCGGCGGCGGCGGUGGACCAGCACCGACAACCCUCCCGACCGGAGCGUUAGCCGGGGCUGUGUCCCUGGGCUCGGGCUCCGGCAGCAUGCCUGUACCCAUGAACCUCUUUGCGACCUGGGAGAUAGACCGAUCAUCCCCAAGCUGCGUGCCGAGGCUCUGCAGCCUCACACUGAAAAAGCUGGUGGUCCUCAAAGAACUGGAUAAAGAGCUGAACUCCCUGUCAAUAGCUGUCAAAAUACAGGGCUCGAAGCGUCUUCUGAGAUCAAAUGAGUACGUCCUCCCACCCAGUGGACUGAUGGAGACAGAUCUGGAGCUCACAUUCUCACUACAGUACCCCCAUUUCCUGAAGAGGGAUGCCAACAGACUGCAGAUCAUGCUGCAGAGGAGAAAACGCUACAAGAAUCGAACCAUUCUGGGCUACAAAACUUUGGCUGUGGGAGUCAUCAAUAUGGCUGAGGUGAUGCAACACCCGACAGACGGAGGACUGAUUCUUGGUCUCCAUAGCAAUGUGAAGGAGGCGCCAGUACGUGUGGCGGAGAUCAGCGUGUACUCUCUGUCCAGCCAGCCCAUCGACCAUGAGGACGGUAGCGGCCAGGCUGGCCGUAAGACCAAAACCUCAGACCGUUCCCCAGACAUGGAUAACUAUUCUGAGGAGGAUGAUGACAGCUACUCGUCAGAGCAGGAAGCCAGCGAUGACGCUGUUCAUGGCCAGGAUCUUUACGAUGAAGACGACGAGGUCAGGAAGCCCAAGAAACCCCGGAGGAAAAUGAUCCGAACCACCUCCAUGACUAGGCAACCCAACUUCAAGCAGAAGUUUGUGGCCUUGCUGAAGAGGUUCAAGGUAACAGAUGAGGUCCUGGACUCUGACCCGGUCGAUCAGACCCAGGAGGUGGAGGAGGAUCUGGACUUACUCUACGACAGUCUGGAGGUGUACAACCAGAGUGACAGUGGGCCGGAGAUGGAGGACAAUGAGAGCGUUCUGAGCACGCCCAAGCCCAAACUCAAGCCAUUUUUUGAAGGGAUGUCUCACUCCAGUUCCCAGACGGAAAUUGGGAGCAUACACAGCCAAAAAAGCCAGCAGAGAGAGCUGUCAUGUCCUAGUGGUGACUUUCUGACCGUGGACAGAUGUAAAGUGCAAGGGGCCCGGUAUCAAGACGACAGCAUCACAGACACAACCGUCGGGGAGCCAGAGGCUGACGACAGCGGGCUGGGGCCGGGAGAGGUGAGCAGCUGGGAUGUCAACACUGAACGGAUGACCAGAACUGUUGGCAAGCUCUGCAAGACGGAGUCCCAAAACCACAUGUCUCCCAGUAAAAUGGAGAACAGGCUGCAGAGGCGUCCUCGGAGCACCUCCAUGAAAGACAGACAGAACUCUAAGGCCCAGAGCGACAGGACCAGCAGCAUGGAGAGCGAGUGCUCCCCUGACUCACGACUCAUAGCACAGGUUCCCAGAAAGUCUGUCUAUGACCAGCUGAACCAGAUCCUCAUUUCUGACGAACGCCUGCCAGAGAGCAUCAUCCUCAUCAACACCAUGGAGUGGCAAGGACAGUAUGUAUCCGAGUUGCUCCAUGAACAGGGCCAGCCCAUUGUGUCCACCUGCUCUGCCGCCGAUGUUCAGGCUGCCUUCAACACCAUCGUCACACGCAUCCAGAGAUUCUGUAACUGCAAUGCUCAGACACCACCGACGAUGAAGGUGGCAGUGGCAGGCGACCAGAGUUACCUCAGCACCAUCCUGAGGUUCUUUGUGGAGCAGCUGGCCAACAAGACACCUGACUGGCUCAGUUACAUACGCUUCCUGGUCAUCCCCAUAGGUUCUCAUCCUCUGGCAAAGUAUGUGGCCUCAUUUGACAGCAGGUUCAACAGCAUCUUUAUGGACACUGCGUGGAGGGAGCUGUUCUGCAGGACGGAACGGCCCGCCUCAGACAACAUUGAUGUAGCAGGACGAGUGGUUCAGUAUCUGGUCGGUGCCAACGUGUCCCACCAGUUCCCCAUCUCAGAAGCAAUGCUCACCUACAAACAGAAGAGCCCUGAUGAGGACUCCUGUCAGAAAUUUGUGCCAUUUAUUGGGGUUGUGAAAGUUGGAAUUGUGGAGCAAAGUUUGUCAACUUCAGUGGACUCAGAUGACGCAAUGGGGGUCAACACGAGCAUCUUGUCCUCCCCAACGCCCCCAUCGGCUGGUCCGUAUGGGAAGGAAAUCGGGGGCACUCCCCCACAGUCUCCCUCCGUGUCCACUGCCCUCUCUGGAGCUGGCUCUCCAUGUUCGGGCAGCGAGGUGAUGGGGCUCCAGGUGGACUACUGGACGUGGCAAGGCCCAGAGAAGAAGAAGGAGGGAGAGAAGAGAGACGUGGGACUGAAGAACACCCUGAAGAGUAAUUUCCGUUCACUGCAAGUCAGCCGCCUGCCUUGUGGAGGGGAGCUCACCCCUCCACCCAGCAUGGCCAUGACUGUGGUCACCAAGGAGAAGAACAAGAAAGUGAUUUUUCUCAGCAAGAAGCCCAAGGAGAAAGAGCUGGACUCUAAGAGCCAAGUGAUUGAUGGCAUCAGCAGGUUGAUCUGCACAGCCAAGCACCAGCACACCAUGCUGAGAGUCACUAUUGAUGGAGUGGAGUGGAAUGAUGUGAAGUUUUUCCAGCUCGCUGCCCAGUGGCCAACACAUGUCAAGCACUUCCCGGUGGGAAUCUUUGGUUACACUAAGCCCGUGUGACCUUGGCCACCACCCACUCCGCCACCACCAGACUCUCCGCUGCACUUGUCUCACCGAGAGGCUCCAGAGAAUUAGAGGAAAAAGCAGACGGGCCCCCGGCAGUAAUAGUUUUCCUGUGGAAAUCUUACUGACUCACAACCACGUGUUCAACACACAGAUUUCAUGUCGUCAGUUGGAUGUUUUUGAUGUUGUUGGGUGUUGUUGUUGUUUUUUACACACUACAAAAAGAACAAGUACUAUUUUGUAAGAUUUGUGCUACCGCCUCGGAGGUAUUUUGAGGUUUUUGACAAUUUGCCACAUUUCGAUAAUGGCAGCUGUGUUUGCACUUUGUUUUUGUUAACAUUUUAUUAUUUCUGUGAAAUCCUACAUUUAUUGUUACUCUAUAGACAAUGGAGGAGUGUGAUGGUGAUGUGCAGUGGCGUGUGUGAGAUCGUUUGUGUUUGUUGUUGAAAGUUGGAAUAUUGCUGUGAAUCUAGAUGGAAUCCUUCUCUUCUAACUCAGUGCUCAGUUUUCUUACUCGUCCCUUUACUUUCUCAAAAAAGGUAAAUUUUUAUAGGAAGAAACAGAAACGUUCUGUUUUGCCUCGUUGCUUUGAAGCACACUGUGUACCUAAAGCAAAUAAAACAACAUCUAAAGCAAGGUAUUUCUGAAGGUAGCUAUAAGGAAUGUAGCUAUGGAGCAUUUGUAACACGUUCAUUAAUCAGUUCAUUAUGAAAAGUGCUGAAGAUUUUGCAUGGAUGUUAGAGUACAUUCAGAGUGUACGGUAACAUCUACCUAGAAGCAGGGUAACGUGGCACCACAAAACAUAUUUCAACUAUCAACAGCUGAAUGCCAAAUUUAGGUGUGACUGUAUGAACUGUCGUAUCGUUUCAAGGUCCUGAAUUGUUUUUCAGUUUCCCAGCCUCCCCCGUGUUCAGCUUGAUGUACUGGCUUACCUGAGAGCGCGUCUCACAGACCUGCAGUAACUUAGCAGAUACUGGGUUUCUCCAGAUGUGCAGUGAUGUGCCAAAGUCAAGUUUGUUUUACAGUGUAACCACCAGAGCUCUUGGCUUGGCCAAACUUCAUAGUAUGUUAAACUGAGAACUAAAAUCGUACACUUGAUGUAUCUGUGGUCCCUGUGGAGAUCAGUAUUUAGAUUACUGAGAUGUUAGCUUUGAUAAAUUUACCAGUUAGUGCUCCACAUUUGGCCAAAUAUAAUCCCAGUAAGCAUUUACAAGACGUGUGCACAUCCUAACCAAGCAAUUACCAUUGUGUCCUUUAUAAUUGUGUCACCGUGGCUGGACGUGCAAGUAAUGCCUAACCUAAUCAGACUGGUCAUGCAGUACUGUGUUGGCCUGUGGUGGGAAAAUUACUAAUGAGCUGGACUUGAAACAUGCUUUGACAGUCGUGUCGAGCGCAUUGCAAGUAUUGAAUUACUUUUAAAACAUGAUGAAAAGUGUAUGGAGUCUUGCCAGAUGUCCAAGUCACUGCCUGUGUGUGUCUGUGUAGGUGUGCUAUAUGUUCGAUGGUACUCCCUGAAUAGUGUUACGUGAAACUUUUGCAAUAGGAAACCUUUGGACAAAGGGCCUUCUGUAUGAGAUAGUCGUUGCUUUUUAUAAAGUGAAGAUUUACAAGCUUUGAUUGGCUGGCUUUUUUAGUAAUGUAUAUAAAUAUAAUAAACAAAAUGUUAUUAUUGUGAAUCGCAAAUCCCUGCCCUCCCACGGAAAAUUAAAAAGCACAAAUAGCUUACCUUUAUUUCUUGACAUAAAUGCCAAAUAUAUUUCCAGAACUCAUAACUAUGAAGUUGACUUGUACAAUGCAAACACUAUUAGGUAUGUAACUUCUCAUACAUUUCCCUCACUUUGUAAUGCACUUUCAUGUGGGUUUUAUACAUAUUUUAGGUCAAAUUGGGACACCCUUUGUUUUUGAGGUGAAGUGUUAAGAGGUGUUAUAUUUGAAAUGUAAACCACUACCUAUAGUCAAGAGAAGGCAGGAUGUUUCCGCAGGGAUGUUUAUGUUGAAGCGCCCUGUGAGGUCUGAUAAACCGUCAUGGCUGUCUGUUACUUUGUUUUGCCACUUGAUGUUGAGAAGCUUACUUUGCAGCUCCCACCGUACGUGUCUGCCUGUGACUAUACAGUCUCCUGUCUCCUGCUUCUUGAAGGGUUCACUAUCUUCUUUUUGUUGGGAGACCAAUUGGCCCUCAUGGAUGUGUAAACUCGGGCUGUGAAGUGUUAGCCAAGGCAGAGUUGUUUGAGGGAAUUUGUCAUGAGAUUUCGCCUUUUACAUACUGAACGGGCAUAAUGACAAGUGUAUUUCGAUGUAUUUGACCUCAACUUUUUUUUUUUUUUUUUUUUGCCCUAAAUCUAGAGGUAGCAUGGGGGUGUUUUACAAGACUGGAUCAAUGAGCAGGCAUGCUCACUUUGUCAACACAAUUUUAGCACAGCAAAAAAAUUAACUCCUAACACCAGUGUUAGUUUUUCAUUAAUGGUCAAACUGCAAUUACAACAUGCCAUCUCAUUGCUCCUGUUACUUGAAAUGCCGCCCAGUGUCUUUGCACAAACCCUAUUUUAAAUGACAUGACAGUAUUUUUAAAUUUACCACUAAAAAAAAUAUGGAUUACUCUGCAUGUUUUACUAUAGAUGUAAAUAUGUUUUGGAUUUUUAUAUUGUUUUGUUUCUUUCCAUGCUCUCACAAGCAGUUGUGUUUAAUAAAAUUUUUAAUCUUCUGUA
Messenger RNA from Epinephelus lanceolatus (giant grouper), 5567 nucleotides. The record is from RefSeq and is a predicted model, not a curated record. Lineage: Eukaryota; Metazoa; Chordata; Actinopteri; Perciformes; Serranidae.